UGUCACCGUAGACAGUGAUAUAAUAAUGCUUCUAGGAGACUAAUGUAAAACAUAUUUAUAGAUGCCUCAAAGAAAAGUUUAUAAAGCCAAAAAGAGAGGACUGUUUUGAUGGGGAUCUCACUUUCACAACUAUAUAUCUCACGCAAACUUAAUUUAUGGAUUAUGGAUGUAUUUGUUGUUUCGAUAUGAAUAAACGUGAAUUUGAACUACAGAUGAUUUGAGAAAUUUCGAAGGUUAUUUUACUGUGACAUUAAUUAAAAUGCAGGAAGUGACAUUACCCCUAACCAAUCAGAGAGAUUUGCCGCUAGGCGGCGAGAAAAGUAUGGCGGAAAAGCAGAAGUUUGGUUACGAACAAACCUUACUGUAUGGUAGGUAUUCAAGAGAAUUAGGUUCAUUUGCUAAAUUUCAAGCAAAGAGAUUAAAAAAAGAGGCCAAACAACAGAUUGAUAAUAAACCACCCACUGGAAUAUGGAAAGUCUUAGCGGGAUGUGUACGGGCAAGGAAUUUUGUGUUUUCCAAGAUUGGAGAAGAUUGGUUAUUUCUGGCUCUGCUUGGUAUAUUGAUGGCAUUACUUAGUUUUAGUAUGGAUUUUAUUAUAGAAAAGUGUCAAGAAGCUAAAUUUUGGUUAUAUCAAGAAUUGGCAUUUUCUGUUACAUUACAGUACUUUGCAUGGAUGUCGUAUUCUGUGUUAUUUAUAUUAUUUGCCACAGGUUUUACACAUCUUGUUUCACCACAAGCUAUAGGAUCUGGUAUCCCUGAAAUGAAAACUAUUUUACGUGGAGUAAUAUUAAAGGAGUAUUUGACAUUCCGCACUCUCAUAGCUAAAGUAGUUGGCCUGUGUGCCUCACUAGGCAGUACGCUGCCACUUGGAAAAGAGGGACCAUUUGUACAUAUUGCCAGUAUCGUAGCUACAUUACUUAGUAAAUUACUUACAUCAUUUAGAGGUAUAUAUGAGAAUGAAUCUCGAAGAUCAGAAAUGUUAGCUGCAGCAUGUGCUGUGGGUGUGGCUGGAACAUUUGCUGCUCCUAUUGGUGGUGUAUUAUUCAGUAUAGAGGUAACAGCUACAUAUUUUGCUGUACGUAAUUAUUGGAGAGGUUUUUUCUCAGCUGUAUGUGGAGCGUUAGUAUUUCGUCUUCUUGCUCUCUGGUUUAAAGAUGAAGAAACAAUCACUGCACUGUUUAGAACCAGUUUACGCACCGAGUUCCCUUUUGAUCCUUUAGAAUUGAUAGCUUUUGCUGCCAUAGGUGUUGCCUGUGGUUUUGGUGGAGCUCUGUUUAUUGUAACACAUCGAAAAGUUGUUUUAUUUACUCGUAAAAGAAAAAGAUUAUCUACAUUUUUACAGAAAAAUCGUUUUAUAUAUCCUGGUUUUAUUGCCUUAUUGAUAUCUACUCUUACAUUCCCUCCUGGUUUCGGACAGUUUUUUGCUGGACAGUUAACUGGCCGACAGGCUGUAAAUGAAUUAUUUAGUAAUAUAACUUGGACAACAGGACAAGCUGAUGAUUUAGAUGAUGAAGCUAUAUUAAGUCAUUGGCAUCAUCCACUUACUAAUAUGUAUGUGACUUUGGUAUUUUUUAUUAUCAUGACUUUUAUAAAUGGUGUGUUAGCUAAUACAUUACCAAUUCCUGCUGGUAUAUUUGUACCAGUUUUUACUGUUGGUGCUGCAUUUGGUCGUUUGGUUGGAGAAAGCAUGGCAGCAUGGUUUCCAGCAGGCAUAAGAUCUGGGGAUAUUGUAAGAAAAAUUGUUCCUGGUGGUUACGCAGUUGUGGGUGCUGCAUCAUUGUCUGGUAGUGUUACACGGACUAUAUCAACAUCUGUUAUUGUAUUUGAAUUAACAGGACAGAUCAGUCAUGUUUUACCUGCUGUUAUAUCGGUGUUAAUAGCUAAUGCCGUAGCUAAUAAAUUACAGCCAUCAUUCUAUGAUAGUAUUAUACAGUUAAAACGUCUACCAUAUUUACCAGAUAUUGUUUCUACUGGAGCUAAUACCUGGAAAGUAUUUGUAGAAGAUUUUAUGGUUAAUGAGGCUAAAUUUAUAAGUUUUGAUUUUACAUAUGGUGAACUACAUGAUCUAUUGAUGUCUACAUAUUUUAAAGCUUAUCCAUUAGUUGAUUCUUCAGACUCGAUGAUAUUACUUGGUUCGAUACAAAGAUACGAAUUGGAAAGAAUUCUCUGGCUUCAUUUAAGUCAUGACAGAAAAGUGAUGUUAUCUGAUUCUAAUGAUGAUCAUGGUCCACCAUCAGGUAGGGCCUCUCCAUUUGAUUUUGGGAAUCCCCCAAGUCCUAUCACCGAGGAAUCAGAGACCACUUUAUCAACUGUGCGCCCAAGAUUUCUGGUCACUAAAGUGGAUGAAGAAAAUGAAGAAGCUCCACCAUCUCCAGUUGCUUGUAACAAUAAUAUACAAAUGAAUUUAUUGAAAGUGCCAUCUAAUGAUUCACUAGAUGGUAGUGAAAGUUCCGCUGAUAAUUAUAAUACUCUACAACUACCAGUUAGAUCUAUACUCAAAAAAAGUAAUUCUAACAACGAUUUAAUGAAGAGAAGGGCGAGUACUGGAGAUUUAAAAGCUGCUAUGGAUUUAGAUAAAUAUUAUAAGAAAUUAUCUAAAACAAGGAAAGAAAGUAUAGUAGAAGAUAGACCAUAUAUAAUUAAGAAAGGUAGUUUGGCUAGUUUAUGUAAGAAAGUAAGAUUGCCACAAGAACCUAUUCGUGUUAAACAUUUAACAAAGGAAGAGCAAGAUAGAUGGGAAUACAGUCAAUUGUUGGUACCUAUCCAGUGGGAAGGUGUACAGAUAGAUCCAGCUCCAUUUCAACUAGUAGAGAGAACAUCAUUACAUAAGGUUCAUUCAUUAUUUUCUCUACUUGGAUUAAAUCAUGCUUAUGUUACUAAUACUGGUAGAUUAGUAGGCGUGGUUGGGGUUAAAGAGUUACGAGCUGCAGUACAAGGUCAUUUAGAUAAACAAGGUACCGAUGCUACAGAAGAUAGUGAUGUUGAUGAUAUGAUAGAUCCAGCACAACUUGAAGUUGAAAGUAAAGGCCCACCAAGUGAUGGUUUUACUCUAGUAGAUACAACUAAAAAUCAUGAUCUAGAUUCAGCAGCAUAAUACUUUAAAACAUUCAAUUAUUGUGCCUUAAAUAGGUCACAUAUUAUGCUUAAAUCUUCUUGCUCAUUUCUAAUUGGUCAUGUUGUUUUUAUGUACCUGUAAUAGCGUGGUAGAUAGGUGAUUAUAAUGUCAGAAGGGUCAAAUUUAUACAAGCAUUUAUUUACCUGGUAUCAUCAAGAUUAAACAAGAAUAUUAUAGAAUAAAAUUUGAAUAAAGAUAUAGCGUCAUAUUGGUCAUUAAAAUGACACAUUUAACUGUAAAUAGUUUGCUACAAAUAUGAUUUCCUGGUAGAUAUGUCAUUGAGAAAGAAAACCAGCAAUGGUUGCAUCUCAUUUUACAAGCUGAUCUGAUACGUUAAAACAAGCUAUUGAAUUACAAUUUAUAUAUUAAUUUCAUUCUGUAUGUAUCUCUAAUUUUAAACUGCGUAUGUUAUUAUUUGUAUUAGAAAUGUUGUUUUCAUGUAUAAAAUAAUUUUAUAUGAAGCAUAAUUAUAUAGUUUACAUUUGUAUAUAAAUUUGUAUAAUGAAUCAAGUUAUAAAUACAAUGUAUGUAUAAAGAAUUGAGUUAAGUUUUGUAAAUAUAGACUUGUACUUAUUUCACUGACAUCGAAUUUCACUUUUUUGUCAACUAUUGAUGUAUUUGUGACCAGUUCUGGCUAAAUCACAACUAUGUAUAAGUUUAAAUUUUGUAUUCAAAAACCUUUAAAUUGAUAUCAGAGAUAUAUAAUUAUCUAAACAAAUAAUGGAUAAAAUUAAUAUAGACUUCCAAGUCAGAAAGUAAUUUCCUGAAAAAAAGUGACUGCAACUGCAAAUAACUGACACAAACACACCAAAUUUACAUAACAGCCUACCAUGAAAAAUUUCACCAAUUUCCAAUAAAAUUACUCCAGACGGAAAAAAAUAAAGUAAUGAACUCAAAAUCAGUAAAAGUAUCAUAUUUACAUUAGAUAUCUGAAAUAAGUGGCCUUAUUUAACCAGAGCUCUUCAUAUUUGAUAUCAAAAAGACAUGUAUGAUCUUUUUAACUCCCAAUAUUUUUACAAUGGAAUGAAAAAAAGGAAAGAAUGAGCAAAAGUGAACAAUGAAAACUGAUAUUUGGUGAUAAUAAAAUAUGUUUAUAGUUUUUGUUGAAUUUUAACUGCUGUUAUGUAUAUAGAUAUGUUUCUAGUCUGUUAUUUAGUCUACGUAAGUUAUUGAUGAAAACCAUCAAACCAAUAAUAUAUCUGGUGAUUAAAACCACAAAAUACAAAUAAUGUAUUCUAUUGUAUUUACUCCACUGUAAUUAUUCUUUAUAUAAUAAUAAUCGCAUAUCCUUCAUGGUUCUUAUUCUGGGCAUGUUUCUUUAGAAUCCCUGAUACUACAUCUCAACAUAUUUAAAUUCAAAUAAUUAACACAUGCUCAGAACAUGAGGCAUUAAACAAUUUUUUUUUUUUUAAUUGUUAACAUUAAAUAAUGGUGACGGUAUCAAAUUACAAUAUUAUUUAUUAUUUUUUUUUAGUUCAAAUGCUCAUUAAGAUAUAUUUACUGUAUAUUAAGUACUAUUGUUACUCAUGUUAGUCGUCCUGUUUAGAUGUAAAUCAUAUGUAAAUAAUGUAAAGAAAAAUAAUAAUAUGAAUUGCAAUCAGUUUUUUAUAAUAUGUAAUAUUUUUCUUAUAUUAAAUAUGUUUAUUUUUGUCUCAUGGAUAUAACUAUAGUAUACACACUAUGCAUUUAUAUAUUUAUUCAUGUGAUAUCUAAUAAUUUACAAUAUUUGCUUCAUAAUGUAAAUUCUUUUGAAAACAAGUGUGCCUUGUUUAAUUCAACAUGGAUUAUGUUGCUCAAAACAGUUAAUUUUUGAAAUGGAUCUGCAGAUUAGUCUCAAAAUUUACACACAAUCUGAUUUGAAGGUCCUAGUUAAUAGAUUAAGGGUUAUUAAAGUGAUAGGGCCACUUUUGAAUUAUAUAUGUACGAAACAAAAUCUAUUAAUAAAACAUUGCCAUUUAAUGUCACAUAAUUAUUAUGGUGCUUUUAUUAAAUGUUAUUCAUAGUAGUUUGUAUGUAGUCAGGUCAACGAAUACUAGACAGUUACCAUAGAUUAAGAAAUUGUCUCGUAUAUUAAAUUUGUUCUCUAUUAAUGUGUGUAUUUUCAUAUUUAUCACAUAAUUUGUGGUUAUAUGUUGAUUGUAUAUUGGUAUCACUCUGACUACUAUAAAUUGAACAGCCAGAAUUGAAUUACAUGUAUCUCAAAACCACCACAGAUGAAAUGUGUUCAUGGUGUUUAUUAUGUCACCUUUCUUCUCAUACAUCGUGACAGAAUUGUGUUUCAAAUAAAUUCUGGGUUGUUCAAUUGUCGUUUUGUUUCAUACUCACGGUCAAACAUCCAAAAUAAUAGUUUAUAUUUUAUAUGAUUUAAUACUUUCAUAUACAUUCAUUCCAAAGGUUAACAUCACUAAAUGAUUAAAGGGUGGUCAGAUGAAUCCUCUUAAUCCUUCACAAUUUGAUUUGUAUUUUAUAUUGUCUUUUUUAUCAUGUGCUGUUUGAUUUUAGAUUCUGUUUGUUUUAUUUCAUAAAUUAAUCAAAUUCAGAAAUACUUAUUAUGUAUACCUACAUAGCUGAGCACAUAAAUAUUGCUUCCAAUUCAUGGUAUACAUGUAAGUUCAGUUUUGAUGACGGGUUACAAAUCAAGGGGGAAUGAAAAGUAGAUAGUCUAUCAAUUUGUUAUUAAAGUUUAGUCAAUAUGGAUAUGGUGAAAUUGCAUGUUAUAAUCAAACAAAGAGCCUGUAUCUGUGACGAGUAGGAAGAAACACAACACACUGAAUGGGCAAAAUCCUCCUUAAUUAGCAAUUGUCAAUAGAAUAUAGAACCAUUCAUUCUUUACUGUACUUAACAGAGAACACUUUACCACAUGUACUUGAUGUUCUGAGUAAUUAUUAUAACUCUGAGAAAACGAAUCUGCUUAUAGCAACUAAUUCAAAUGUUAUUGUUAAAUAGUAUAAAAAUACCUUAGCACAAUAUGUUAUCAAAGAUAAUUUGUUGUUAUAUACAUUUCUUGAUAUUAAAAAUAUAUAUUUUCUUAGAA
Messenger RNA from Patella vulgata (common limpet), 6149 nucleotides. Its product is annotated as chloride channel protein 2. Gene Ontology annotation, cellular component: membrane. The transcript has 26 exons. Bases 260 to 3094 code for a protein of 944 amino acids. Gene Ontology annotation, biological process: transmembrane transport; chloride transport. Gene Ontology annotation, molecular function: voltage-gated chloride channel activity. NCBI's taxonomy places the organism in Eukaryota, Metazoa, Mollusca, Gastropoda, Patellidae. The record is from RefSeq and is a predicted model, not a curated record.